Molecule: messenger RNA, 1881 nt
Organism: Candida dubliniensis CD36
Lineage: Eukaryota; Fungi; Ascomycota; Pichiomycetes; Serinales; Debaryomycetaceae
Exons: 1
Coding region: 1-1881 (626 amino acids)
Biological process (GO): actin cortical patch localization; endocytosis; plasma membrane tubulation
Cellular component (GO): actin cortical patch; mating projection tip; Rvs161p-Rvs167p complex
Molecular function (GO): lipid binding; protein binding
Source: RefSeq, a predicted model, not a curated record
AUGGUGGUGGAGCAAUUGAAAAAUAAUAUUGUUCUGAUAUCGUCUAAUAUCGGAACUCAUAUUAAAGAUGGGUAUAAGUACACUGAAUCAGAAUUCAAAAAUAUAUCUUACAACAUUAAAGACACCGUUACAUUCCACACCAGAGAUUACAAUAAAGAUGACGAGCUUAUUGAAAUAUACUACCACGAUAUCAAACAAUCUAUUUCCGGUUUGAAGUACAUCACAUCGCAAAAUCACCAUUUGUGCAAGAGUUUCCUACCACAUGUGCUCAGUCUGAAUAUUAAAAUUAUUAAAGGAUUUAUCAACUUGAUUGGCCAAGACUCUUUGCGUUUUGAUAAAAUCAAUGAGUAUUACCAAGAAUUUGAUUUAUGGCAAGCAACACAAGAGAUCCCCCAUGUACAUCCAAAGGAAAUGCAAUUUUUGAAUGAAUCAAUAAAUGAAGAAUUGAGCAACUAUUUGGUCACGGUGGAGAAUCUAAAAUUUGAUUUGGAAAACAACUGGGAAGCAUAUGAUGAAUCUCUCAAAUACAGAAUCGAUGAAAUGAAGAAAUAUUUGAAAAAAGCCUUGAAAUUGAUUAAAAAGCGUAAUAUGAAAAGAACAGAACAGGAUCAUUUACAUCGCAAAAUUGAGAAAUUGAACCAGAAAGCGAUUCCAUUAGAUGAGAAAGAUAAUGCCAAACUCGAGAAAUUAGAAACUACAUAUCAAACAGUUGAUGCUGCAUUUAACAGUUUGAAUAAAAGAUGUGUUGAAUUAUUGCCUAACAUAGUUUCAUUUCUUGAUGAGUUUGUUGAAAAUAUAACUAAAAUGAUAUUGUGUCAACAAUUGGAGACAUAUAAAAAGCUAACUGAUACUUUCCAAUAUUUUACAGAGUUUUAUGGAUUGAUUGCAGAGAUUGAACCGCAAUCGUACACGGAAAUAAUAGACGAUUGGGAACUGAACAGUACUGCGACAAGGUUGCAGAUAGAAUCUCUUCUUACAAUUGUGCACGACAAACAACCGGAGUUACUUGAUAAGGAGAUUAAUGAUGAAGAUUCGCUGCUGAACUAUUACAAAUUUUGGCGUAAUAUGAGUAAUAAAUUUGUUGAAAAGAAACACGUCGUGAGUACAAAAGAUAAGGUAAAUGGAAUAUUCAAUGAUUCACUAGAAAUAGAUCCCUUGGUGGCAUACAAACAAUACCAAGAUCCAUCCAUGAACCUAUCUGAAACGUAUCAUCCACGGAAAUUAAUCGAUGAGGAAGAUAUAAAGGUGCCUGUGGUACCGAAGAAAGAUGGCCCUGAAUUACCUCCAAGAUCUAACACAGCUAUUAUGAGGCAUUCGGUACUUGUCUCACCAAUGUCCUCUGCAGGCGCCUCACGUUUAUAUUCUAUUUCUACAGACUCUAUGGACUCCAUCCUGUUAUCGGAUUUUGAGGAUGAGACUGCAACGGUGAUGUCAGAAGCUUCGUCAAUUAGCUCUAUGUCAACAGGGACUGCUUCCUACUCGAACCAAGAUUCAUCUGAUACUAAAUUAAGAAGAAUAUACAACAGCAGUAAAAAUGAUAUUAAAGAAAGUCCAAUCACAAACAGACCAGUUCAAUAUGACACUUUCACGUUUGAAAAGCCCAUGAGUUUGACAUACAAGUUGAAUUUGAUACAACAUUUUUUCGAAAAAUUGGACAUUCACACCGAUAAUAAAGUUUUGAAAACUGCAAAAUAUGAUUUCAAUGGCAGUGAACCUGGCGAUUUGUCAUUUAAACAGGGCGAUAGUAUUGAGAUUCUAUUAGAUUUCCAGAAUAUUGAUACAUUGUAUCAUUCAGACGAGCUAAAUUGGUUGAUCGGAGUCUCCAGAGUAGAUGAUGAUAACUACAGAAUUGGAUUUGUACCUAAUAACUAUGUUGAGUAA